AUGUCUAAGGGAUGUAGAGCGUUUGGGAUUCUGAAGCAGCUGGUGCUAGAGCGAGGAGUGGUGAAGGCGCAGGAUGGGCUCGUGGAGAUUCCUGUCUCCAAGGCCGUGCUCAGAAAGGCUCGCAAGGCCAGCACCCACACGCAGCUAGUGGAGGCAGUCGGCCAACCCUCCUUCUACACGCCACUGCUCAUCCCCAGCUCCGCACAGCCCGGGUGCGCACUGACCUCCGUGCUUGCACCGCGUCCCAUCCAUCCCAUCCCACACCAGGCGCGCAAGGCCAGCACCCACACGCAGCUAGUCGCAGCAGUCGGCCAACCCUCCUUCUACACGCCACUGCUCAUCCCCAGCUCCGCACAGCCCGGGUAUGCACUGACCUUCACCUCACCGCGUCCCAUCCAUCCCAUCCCACACCAGGCGCGCAAGGCCAGCACCCACACGCAGCUAGUCGCAGCAGUCGGCCAACCCUCCUUCUACACGCCACUGCUCAUCCCCAGCUCCGCACAGCCCGGGUAUGCACUGACCUUCACCUCACCGCGUCCCAUCCAUCCCAUCCCACACCAGGCGCGCAAGGCCAGCACCCACACGCAGCUAGUCGCAGCAGUCGGCCAACCCUCCUUCUACACGCCACUGCUCAUCCCCAGCUCCGCACAGCCCGGGUAUGCACUGACCUUCACCUCACCGCGUCCCAUCCAUCCCAUCCCACACCAGGCGCGCAAGGCCAGCACCCACACGCAGCUAGCCACGGCAGUCGGCCAACCCUCCUUCUACACGCCACUGCUCAUCCCCAGCUCCGCACAGCCCGGUUGGUUAACGUUCACUCAUGCAUACCUCCUCCCUCCUUCCAUCCCCACAUCUCACUCCACCUCUUGCCUCUUCACACCUUCCCCAUCCGCCCCAACCUCAUCCCUUUCCGCUUCCCCCACCCCCACCUCGCGCCCAAGCUCAUGCUCAUUCUCCUUCACCAUCUCUCCCCUCCUCCUACCCCUCCCCCUUCUUCCUUUCCUUUCCCUGUCCAUGCCUCCUUCCUUCCUCCUUACCAGCUCCCCCGAGCUAGCAAUCGAGCUCAUGCUCAAGCCCCUUCCUCCAACCUCGUCUCCCCCACUCCCCUCCCACUCCCUCCAACCUCCUUCCUCCUCGCCUGUCCCCUGCAGCUCGCCCGAGCCCGAGCUAGCGAUCGAGCUCAUGCUCAAGCCGGAGCGGUGGAGGGAGUAUGAGAGUGAGAUGGACGCCGCAUGGCAGGUGAGUGAGGGCAAAUGCUCACGCAUACUCACCACCGCAUGCGCGCUCCCUUCGUGCUUGUAUGAAUCUCCUUAUUCUCCCCGAUCCCAUCUCCUUCUCCCACCUCACCUCACUUCUCUUGCAUCCUUCACGCUGCGCUCCCCUCCCUCUCUACUGCUCUGCUUCGCUUACGCCCCCUCUGACACUCUGCUCCCCCCACGCCCCUUGUCCAACCAACCCGCCCUCGCCCAUCAGGCCAUCCGCCUGGCAGUGGCAAACACGUCUCUCCGUGACUCUGACCUCCCGGCCUACCGCAAGGCAGUUCAGGACAGCAUUCUCAGAAUGGCUUACUACUGGUACAACUUCCAGCCCUUGUCACGGGGCACGUCAGGCACGGGUUACGUGGUAAUGCUCGCUCUGCUGCUGUCCAUGGACCUGCAAGUCACCACCGCCAUCCCUCCGGGCGUGCAGGUUGACUGGGAGGCACUCCUCUCACCAACUCCUGCAGACUUCACAGCUGCCAUCUCAGAGUGGCUGUACCCGUCGCUCGCGUAUACUCCAGAGUUGGGCCGGAUCCCACAGAUCAGUGACAUUGGCUUGAGGCGCCUCGCCGUUAACGGCGGCAGCGGGUGCAGCCCUAACGGGUUGCAAAGAGCCGUUGAGCGAAGGGCCGUCGAGGCGUCGGUGUCAGCGCGUGAAACAACGGAUGCGAGUGCGUCGACGGCCGAUGCGACGGGGCUAGGGAAGGCGAUUCGCGAAGACUUCCCGAUUUUGCAUCAGGAGGUGCCAGGCGGCCAGCCAUUGGUGUAUCUAGACAGCGCAGCAACAUCGCAGAAGCCACUGCAAGUGAUCAACGCCAUGGAUGACUACUACCGGCGCUACAAUGCCAAUGUGCACCGCGGUGUGCACUAUCUCAGCAUGCUGGCCACAGAGGAGUACGAGAAGGCACGCGAGAAAGUAGCGCGGUUCAUCAACACAGCCCAGGGCCCCUCCGAGAUCGUGUUCACGCGCAACGCCAGCGAGGCAAUCAACCUCGUGGCGUACUCGUGGGGCCUCUCGAACCUCGCCCUGGGUGACGAGGUGCUCCUCACAGUCGCGGAGCACCACAGCAACAUCGUCCCCUGGCAGAUUGUAGCCCAGAAAACCGGGGCGGUUUUGAAGUUUGCGCCCCUGAAAGUGCCGGAGGAGGCGGAGAGGGAGGGGCAUGCGGCGGGCGCGGAGGUGGACUAUGAGCGGCUGCUGGAGAUGAUUGGGGGGCGCACCAAGCUGGUGGCCGUGCACCAUGUGUCCAACGUGCUCGGCUCCGAGUCCCCAGUGGAGCAGAUCAGAGAAAAGGCACACGCAGUGGGCGCCAGGGUGCUUCUAGACGCAUGCCAGUCCGUGCCACACAUGCCGGUGGACGUGCAGCAGCUGGGGGUGGACUUCGCAGCCGCCUCUUCCCACAAGAUGGCUGGGCCCACGGGCAUUGGCUUUCUCUACGGCCGCGCCGACGUGCUCGCCUCCAUGCCUCCCUUCAUGGGCGGAGGCGAGAUGAUUCAGGACGUGUUCCUGGACCAUUCCACCUACUCUGAUCCUCCCGCACGGUUCGAAGCUGGCACUCCAGCCAUUGCGGAGGCUAUAGGGUUGGGAGCAGCAGUGGACUAUCUGACAGCGAAGGGCAUGGAUAACGUGCAUGCGUAUGAGAUGCAUCUAUCAGAGUACCUCUACAAGCAGCUCUCAGCCGUUGAUCGAGUACGCAUCUACGGCCCUCCUCCGCCGUCUCUGCUCCCAGGAGGCCCGACCGCGCUUCAAAGGGGGCGGGUGGCGGCGCUGUGCACGUUCAGUGUGGAUGGCAUGCAUGCCACCGACGUCUCCACCUUCCUGGACCAACAGCACGGUGUGGCCAUCCGCAGCGGGCACCACUGUGCGCAGCCCAUUCACCAGCAGCUGGGCAUCAAUGCGAGUGCGAGGGCAAGUGCGUAUGUGUACAACACAAAGGAGGAGAUAGACGCGUUCAUUAUGGGACUCAAGGACACCAUCGACUUCUUUGUUAACUUCUCCUGA
Messenger RNA from Closterium sp. Naga37s-1, 3261 nucleotides. The record is from the annotation of a GenBank genome assembly. Lineage: Eukaryota; Viridiplantae; Streptophyta; Zygnematophyceae; Desmidiales; Closteriaceae.